Baudoinia panamericana UAMH 10762 is the source of this 1079-nucleotide messenger RNA. RefSeq lists its product as uncharacterized. The transcript is spliced from 3 exons. Gene Ontology annotation, biological process: proteasome-mediated ubiquitin-dependent protein catabolic process. The coding region runs from base 199 to 819 and encodes 206 amino acids. Gene Ontology annotation, cellular component: proteasome core complex, beta-subunit complex; proteasome core complex. The record is from RefSeq and is a predicted model, not a curated record. Lineage: Eukaryota; Fungi; Ascomycota; Dothideomycetes; Mycosphaerellales; Teratosphaeriaceae.
CCUUCACUCAAACGAGCACACGAUCACCUCUGCCUACCUACCUUCCCGCCUACUCAUUCAGUCAGCCUCGAGCAAUACCCGAUUGCUUGGUCGUCGUGGAUCGUGGAGAGACAACAAGCUUUUUGUGAUAUACUGAUAGACUGCGAUCGCAUAUCAACGAGCCACCAGGCUCACAUCCUCGACUGAACAGCCAUAGCCAUGUCCUCACCCUUCUCAAUAAACGGCGGCGCCUGCGUAGCCAUGCGCGGCAAGAACUGCGUCGCCAUCGCCUGCGAUCUCCGCCUCGGCCUCCAAUCCCUCACCGUCUCCAACAACUUCCCCAAGAUCUUCCAAUACUCGCCCACUGCCUUCCUCGGUCUCACGGGACUAGCAACAGACGUCAGCACCGUCAGCGAGCUGUUCAGGUAUAAGGUGAACAUGUACCGGUUACGAGAAGAACGGGAUAUCGCCCCCAAGACGUUCGCGCAGCUGGUGAGCAGUAGUCUGUACGAGCGGAGGUUUGGGCCGUGGUUUGUCAGUCCGGUGGUGGCGGGGAUUGAUGGGAAGAGUGGGGCGCCUUUCAUCUGCGGAUUCGACAGCAUAGGCUGCAUCGACUACGCUGCCGACUUCAUCGUCUCCGGCACUGCGUCGGACCAACUCUUCGGCACAUGCGAAGGUCUCUGGGAACCGGACCUUGAGCCCGACGACCUCUUCGAGACCAUCUCGCAGGCGCUGCUCAACGCUGUCGACCGCGAUGCGCUGUCGGGUUGGGGCGCGCAUGUCUACAUUAUCGAGAAGGAUAAGGUCACUAAGCGGUUAUUGAAGGGCAGGCAAGACUAAGGCGAUGCAACCUAUGAGGUACUGGGGUGACAUGUAUGAUAUGCUUACAGCGAGCUCUCCGAGCUGGUGAGCAUAGCGCCGGCGUUUGAGAGGCGCUGUAUGAAGAUCUGAUGAUGGCAACCAACGGCUCCAGGUCGCCCAAGGUCAUUUGUAGUUUACCGAAAGCUUCAACAGAAAUACGCUAGAUCAGCAAUUCUCAGACCGUUGCUAUCACAGGACACACGUUUACCAAGGCCUGCGAGAGAGCGUCCUACCAUGCA